CAUUGUUGAAGCGUUUCCUUCUCUCUUUUCUUUUUCUCAAAUGACAGUAAACACUGUUCGACUGGGUGACGACUUGCACUUGAACGACCGGCCGACAUAUACCCGAUGCAAAUCCAAUAUGAUAGAUUUCAGACGACAUUCUGGCUUGUACAAGCUAGCUCUAUCGAGAGACGUUCUUACAGGAUCUACCACGACAUUAUCUACAUUGGAUACCGUACCCGAAGACAUGCCUAGCUUGAUUUUCGACGAUGCAUCAUCUACAACCGCUUCAUCCAGCAGCGGAAGCAUGGAGUCUUCCCCUAUCAUGGACUCACACCGUCGGGAAACUUUGGAAAAGUUAACGAGACGACUCACUUUAGAUGGCUCAACUCCACACAGUGCUGACAACCUUCACCCUGUCGAUUUAACUUUCCGGCGCUGGUCGAUGCCAUCAUCUCAGCCCCCGCCCGCCUAUUCUCCUCCACCUGCAUGCUUGUCACGCCCGGUUUUACCUAGACCUGAAGAGGGUUGCGAGUCAUUACCACGCUACUCAUGCUCGGUUUAUAAAAUGGGAUAUCUUCUAGUCAAACGAGAAAUGGACCGACCAGGAGUUAAAGCACGCAACCGGUCAUGGAGAAAACUAUAUUUGCGCUUAUGGGGAACUAGUUUGGCCCUCUAUAAUUCAGAGCCGAUCGAUCUACAGCGCUCCCCCAAGAUUUGCAGCUUCUCCAUGCAUCAAGCCGAUACCGGUUUGGCUUUAGAUUAUGUCAAACGCCGGAAUGUUAUCCGGCUAAAAUUUAUGGACGGACCUCAGUUUUUGUUACGGAGCGCAGAUGCUAUAGAAAUUGUUUCAUGGGUAGAACAUUUGCAAGCUUCUGCUAAUGUAAGCAGUGACAUUGAUCAACGAAAAAUGCCAAAAUUCAUCACGUUACCACGACGGAGGAGAAGACAGACCGAUAACACUCUCACUAAUAGCAACAUAAGACCUACCGCUGCGGAUAACCACAAUAAUCCUCGCGAAGCCUGGCGACGAUCGGUACUUGACACUUUAGCUCGCGACGACCAAAACAAUCAAGAUGUUGAGCAGGCUCUCAUCUAACCUUUUUUUUUUCUGUAUAUCGAAAAGCCUUCUCAUCCCAUUCCAUCUAUCUCAUUCUAAAGCAUUUGAUGGUCGUUUAUACUCGCUGCAUACUUUUUUUUUUUUCCUUUUUUCUAUAUAUUUUCUUUAACCUUUUUCCC
Messenger RNA from Umbelopsis ramanniana AG, 1218 nucleotides. RefSeq lists its product as uncharacterized. Bases 41 to 1078 code for a protein of 345 amino acids. The record is from RefSeq and is a predicted model, not a curated record. Gene Ontology annotation, molecular function: phospholipid binding; protein binding. Lineage: Eukaryota; Fungi; Mucoromycota; Umbelopsidomycetes; Umbelopsidales; Umbelopsidaceae. The transcript is spliced from 3 exons.